CCGCACUUUUGCCUUCGCCCCGAAGAGUAAGUACUACAAGAUAUAUCAAUAUGUCUAUUGCCGCAGCUCGAACUGGCACUUGGAUCACGUCCGCCGCAAAGAACAUAAUUCUGAAUCCAGUCUUGACUGGUCCUUUACUAUGGCUUCUUACAAAAGCACCAGUCGGAUAUCGCUCAAGUUUCAUUGAUAUUCUAGGUCCAUUGAUGAAUACUGCGAACUCGACAAGGUUUGUCAAUCACUUGAAGAUAGCCUUUGCACUUGGCAUUAUCCGUGGCCUCAACUGGGCUUUCAACCUAUGGGCGCUUGCCAAAUGGUCGACGAAAAAGACGAAUUGGGUCUGGAAUGAAGAGAUUGCCAUCGUUACUGGCGGCUGCAGGGGUAUUGGCAUGCUGAUUGUUGAUGGACUGGUUACCAGAGGGGUGAAGGUCGUAAUUCUGGACGUCUCAGAUUUGCCCGCAAGAUUCCAAAGCCACAAGCAGAUCAUGUACUUCCAGUGUGAUAUCACUAAAGAAUCGACAGUCAUGGAAGUUGCUAUGAACGUGAAGGAUUCACUUGGAACACCGACUGUUUUAGUCAACAAUGCCGGCAUUUGCGGCAACAAGACCAUCUUAGAUACAUCUGAGGAAUAUCUUCAUAGGAUAUUUGAUGUAAACAUCCUUGCCCACUUCUAUACCGUCAAGGCAUUCCUACCGGACAUGCUCAAAGCGCGUAAAGGCCAUAUAGUCACGAUCGCAAGCGGUGCUGGCUUCAUCACCGUAGCGAACAUGGUCGACUACUGUGCGACCAAAGCAGCUGCUUUGUCAUUCCACGAAGGCCUCGGCCAAGAGCUGAAGCACCGCUACUGCGUGCCCGAAGUUCUAACAACUUGCGUCCAUCCGCAUUGGACAAAGACACCGAUGCUGAAUGCUUUCGAGGACUCACUCAUUGCAACCAAGCAGUUCAUCCUCAAGCCAGAGACAACCGCGGACGCGGUAGUGAAGCAGAUCAUCAGCGGGAAGAGUGGACAACUAAUCAUUCCAGAAGCAUUCUCCCUUGCAUCGGCCUUGAGGGGCUUACCCCAUUGGCUUCAGGAAGGCUUCAGAGAUAGUCUCGGAAAGUCUGUCGUAUGAGAUUUUGCGCGUAUAUAUUGCUUGGAAGAGAGUGAAAGCGCGAUGAAGCUGUCUAAUGACUGCCUACAAAGAAUGAAAGCCUGAAAAGACUGAAAAGCCACGAAUGACUGAAGAUAGCGGUAUAUCCAUUUCGUGUCUUGGAGCCGGUAGCACUUCCGCAGUCGAGGCAGCAAGGUAUGCGAUACCUCAACGCCGAGCCUUCUGGCUCAUAUCUGUUUCCCUUAUUGUUCCUGCUGAAACUAGUACUGGUCAGUUUUCUUUUUUCGAUUAUGUAUGACAAGAACCCCUGCAGUUUUUCUGUUUCUGUUUUUUUGAUCUCUUGCUCUUCAAAUCAGUACCGGGUGUGAGUUUCUACGUACCUCCGACUACCGAUCGAGCUUCCGCUUUGUGUAGAU
Messenger RNA from Pseudovirgaria hyperparasitica, 1504 nucleotides. Its product is annotated as NAD(P)-binding protein. The coding region runs from base 51 to 1109 and encodes 352 amino acids. The record is from RefSeq and is a predicted model, not a curated record. Gene Ontology annotation, molecular function: oxidoreductase activity, acting on the CH-OH group of donors, NAD or NADP as acceptor. The transcript has 3 exons. NCBI's taxonomy places the organism in Eukaryota, Fungi, Ascomycota, Dothideomycetes, Acrospermales, Acrospermaceae.